ACCCCCAAUCUUAUUAAUGCAUUUGAAUAUACAAGUUUGAAAAUGGAAAGUGCAUGUACAAAUCAUUUCACAAUCUCAUCAUCCUGAAAAAUUGAACACCAAAAAUCAGAUACAACUGUGAAACCUAACAAAAUUAUUUUAAAUAAUUUUUAUUACCCAACAAUAUAAAUUUCUUGUUGAUUAGAUAUUGAAAUAUAACCUAAAGCAGCAGCAAAAAUGCAGGUCUUUCCCAAAGAUUAAAUCUAUGCAAUAUUUCUGUAAAAAACGUCAACUAUUUGAGUCCAAAAGGAAACAUAUUUUUCCAUAGAUUGAUUUUGUUACUUAAAAAUAAUAAGGAAUAUGAAAUGUGUGCGUGUGUGUAUUGUUUCAAGUGAAAAACAUUGCAGCAAAUAUGAUGUUUGAGGGGGAUAAGAAUAAAUAAAUUAAGGAAAUGAAAAAGACUACUUACUCCAGCUUUAGACACUCUUUAACCCCACGUCAUGAUUGUAUAUCUCAUAAAUGUAUUGCCCAAAUUCAACUCCCUCCUUCCCAUCUUGCUUCAACCGACGCAAACAUAGCCACAUGUGAAGUACAAGUAGAGAGAAUGUUGCUUUGAAUGUUUUCUCCAAGUUAAACACUGCAGGCAACGGGGAAAACAGUUAAAAUAAGACAUAAGAAUUUAUUUUUGUACAAGAACUAAUUUAAAUUAUUAUCCUCUCAGCCCAUAAUUAUUCAGGUCUUAACUCUCUUCUACCCAUUCGUUGGAAGACUCAUCAACGAAAACCUAAUCAUAGAAUGCAACGAUGAAGGUGUGCCUUUCAUAGAAACCAGAGUCAGUUGCCACCUCCGCCACAUCAUUGAAACCCAUCUCCUAUUGACAUCAGAAAGAUGCCUCCCUAUGGAUGAAAUUGUUGACACACUCCUAAGAGUCCAAUUCAGUGUCUUCAAAAGCUUUCCCCUCUGCUCUAUUUUGGUGCGUUUGUUUUCUGGCUUUGAAGAAUGUUGCAAAGGUGGAGUAAAGCAAUCACUCAUGUUUCUAAAAUUGGAUCACAAAGUAAUUUGAAAUUUGGCAAAGACAUUUGUGCCAUUACGCGCCGAAGUUAUGCGAAGGUUGCAGCAGUAUCCCCACCAACUUCAACUGAUUCUAAGGAGAAAGAUUUUACAAAUGAAUCCAAGGUUAACUUAGACAAAAUGUUUUGGUCAAAGCCCUGUUCACUGGCCUUGGCUGAAAAUUCACCACUAAGAGUUCAAGAACCAAAUUUUGAGGGCAUCAAGCGAUUCUUUCUGAAAAUGAUGCUGUUUUAUAGUAAACAGAGCAAGUCAAUUCGAGGAGCUAAUGUGAUGUACCAGAGAAUCCUUUCACAGGUUGAUAAACCUCCUAUUUAUGAAGUGUUUAACUUGGAGAAAACAUUCAAAGCAACAUUCUCUCUACUUGUACUUCACAUGUGGCUAUGUUUGCGUCGGUUGAAGCAAGAUGGGAAGGAGGGAGUUGAAUUUGGGCAAUACAUUUAUGAGAUAUACAAUCAUGACGUGGAGUUAAGAGUGUCUAAAGCUGGAGUUAACCUCUUGUUGACUAGGUGGAUGAAGGAUUUAGAAAAAAUUUUCUAUGGAAAUAUUGUUGCUUAUGAUACAGCCUUGCUUCCAGAAGCUAAACCGAAUGAUUUCUCUGAUGUAAUAUGGAGGAAUAUAUUUUCCGAUGAUGGUUCGUCAUCACCAGAUGCUGCUGCAUUGCGGUCAGUGCAGGCAAUGGCCAGGUAUGCUCGUCGGGAAGUAACUUGUCUCUCUCUGACAGAUAAAGAAGCAAUAUAUUCAGGGAAUUUUGCGUUUACCUCACUGAAGCGCGAGAUCACAAGUGCAAAGGAGCACCAAUAGUCAAUCAUUUCUUGAACAAAAUCAUAUAAAAGUGGCAUUUUUCAUUAUUUGUUGCUCAGAAAGAAACUGAAUAAUUAUUAUACGAGCAUGUAUCGUUCGCCUGCGGGAUUUAUAUUUAUUUAGUUUGGCGUCCUGAAACUCGAUUCUCCAUUGUUUUGGUCAGAUAAGGGAGAAGUGAUAGUAUAAAAUAAGUGAUUUUUCUGUAAUUAUUUCCAUCCUCUGAAUUAUGACAUUAACUAGAGUGGGAUUCAUGCAUUUACACUCUUAUCUGAGAUAGAAGAUUGUUCGUAAGAAUGUAAACGGAGUAUAAUUAAUUUGGAGCUCCUUAUAGUUUUUUAAUGUAAUAUUUGAUUGGUAGAAAAAUAUGUUUUAGAAAGGAAAUGAGAAAUAUACUUAUCUUA
This is a messenger RNA of Prosopis cineraria, 2252 nucleotides long. RefSeq lists its product as uncharacterized. Gene Ontology annotation, biological process: mitochondrial respiratory chain complex III assembly. Gene Ontology annotation, cellular component: mitochondrion. Lineage: Eukaryota; Viridiplantae; Streptophyta; Magnoliopsida; Fabales; Fabaceae. The transcript has 8 exons. Bases 979 to 1851 code for a protein of 290 amino acids. The record is from RefSeq and is a predicted model, not a curated record.